ACGUCAGGUAUUGUUCUAUUGCAAAUGCAUUUGUUUCCUGUAACACUGGCACUCAAGAAGACUAUUAGUGUUAAGAGGUCCAAAUAAUUGUGGCACGCUUUUGUAUAUGUGUGGCACACCCCAUAAAGCCUACUCCCAAAACAUAAUAUUUUCCCAAUAUACUAAUCUGUGAUGUGCUUUUUUUCUGGUUAAAAAAACUAAAAAGUAAGACAGAAAUUUUAAAUUGCGAGGAAGUAUUUCGAACACACUACUUCCAUCUUUGUGAUUCUCCUCAAAGGGGACUAACAGUAGUCUCUAUUAAUGAUUUACAGUUCAAAAAAGGUUUCCUUUUUAAUAGACACUUGGUCACGUGAGUGGGGCGCAUAAUAUGGUUGCAAUAUUAUGAUGAAGGGGGGAUGGCUUGGAACCCCGGUCUGCUGCUGUGCUGAUAGCGCUAGUCUACUUCACUAAAGUGGGGUUGGGUCAUUGUAGACUUGCUGAAAAGCCGGAGAGAUAGGGAUUGGAAAAAAUUAAAGGAACGAAAGACCAUGGUACGUUUUGCGGAUGAUGUUAUACAGCUGUCAUGAACGGAUAUGUUUUUAUACACAGAAAAAGACAGAAAGCCCUGCACACCAUGAGGAUGGAUUUUAUUUUGAGAUCUCCAAAUAAAUGAAUGUGCUCCAUCACUAAGCCUACGAGAGACUGUGUUUUGCUUAAGGUUCAUCCGUAAAGCCCAUUGGCGAAGAGGUGUCACGUGACUACGCCGAGCCAAUGUUCUUCUACGAAGGUGUCAGGACCUUGUCAGAAAGUGAAAUAAACAUUGGGAAACGGCGAGAUGCAAAAAGCGACCUAUUGCGACGGCUCAGCAAUUUACAGUGGCUUCCCCUAUCAAAGCGCAAACGGUUUAGUUUAUGAUGCCAAUCAGCAGCGAUAUCUCCAGGCCCUUCAUGUGGAAAGUGAGUACCAUCAACAGGCCUGCUCCCUGCAGUCCCCAGGUGGCUCUGCAGCUCUGCAUAAACCCAGUGAAAUCUCCGAGGGCUGCCAACAAAGUAACGGGUCACAAGACCCAGUACCAGACAUUCCCGACAACAACCAGCCCCCUACUGCCCCUUCCGGACCAUCUUCCCCCAGUUCCCUGAACCAAAUAACUAGCAGUGAUACCACCGCCAAGAACCCAGGGCACGCAUCUCCACCGCCAGGCACAAGAAAACACAUUUUUCCGUGGAUGAAGGAAUCCCGUCAGAACACAAAGCAGAAAUCCUGUAGCACCAUUUCAGUAGAGAGCUGCGCUGGAGACAAGAGUCCCCCCGGAUCGGCCGCCUCCAAGCGCGCUCGUACUGCAUACACGUCUGCUCAACUCGUAGAGCUGGAGAAAGAAUUCCACUUCAACCGUUACCUCUGCCGCCCCCGACGAGUGGAAAUGGCAAAUCUGCUCAAUUUGACGGAAAGACAGAUUAAGAUAUGGUUUCAGAAUCGCAGGAUGAAGUACAAAAAGGACCAGAAGGGGCUAGGAAUGAUGCCCUCUCCUGGAGCACAGUCUCCUCACAGUCCUGUUGCCUUAUCAUCUGGUGGCGGAGGAGGGGGUGGGAGUGCAUAUUUAAAUUCAAUGCAUUCUCUGGUUAAUAGCGUGCCCUACGAUUCACCCUCUCCAGCAUCGUACAACAAACCCCAGCCUAAUGCGUACAGCCUUCCUACGUCAUAUCCACCUCCUCUGAAUAACUGCCCGCCUCCUCAGAAGCGGUAUCCGGGGACCGGCACAGCCACACCGGAAUACGACACGCAUCAUCUUCAAGGCAACAACAAUUACGGGACGCAAGUGCAGGGUAGUCCGGUUUAUUUAAGUGGUGGUGGAGGCUACUCGGAUUCUUUGGUGGGGAUGGGGGCCUCGGUAUUUGGCCUGACACAUCUACCGCAUCCACCUCAAGGCAAUAUAGACUACAACGGCGCUAUCACCAUGGGAAACAGCCAUCAGCAAGGAACGUGCGAACCAAACCCAUGCACAUUCACAGACAUUACACCGCACUAUUCUCAGGGAAGAAUUCAGGAAGCGCCCAAACUGACGCAUCUAUAGUGCCGACACAAUGUAUGUCUGUCGCAGUCCACGUGACACAUUUGCGCUCCGUGUCUAACUGCGUUCUCCACCACCUAUAGCUGCGUAUAUUUGGUUCAUAUUGGUUUCCCGACGUAGCCUCAGGUGAAACGACCUUGUUGUUGGUUUUGCUUAAUACAUAGAAAAGGAAAUCAAAGUUCCUCAAAGCUCAAAUGUCAUGGCAUCAUGGGAAUAUGUAGGCCUGUAUUGUUUUGAUGAAAUAUGAAACAGGGUAUCAGAACACAUAUUAGAACAGUUUUUCAUGGGAAUUUUAAGUUUUCAAAAUUCUCCUCAGUUCACGAUUUAUUUUCGGUUUUGCAUUUUGCACUUGAGGAAGGAUGCAUAUGAACACGAUUUUUUUUAUUCAACAGUCUUAUACAGUGUGGGCUCGUGUCUUUUAGGUCUUUCAAAUGUAUUUAUUUGUUUCCAUGGACAGUAUAUUGUGUUAUUUAGCCCACAUCCUCCAGAUUCCUCCAGUUAUGUCAGUGCUGAAACAAGUGCUAACAGCAAGACUGUUCAUCAAAGGUCAAUGUGUUCAAAUAUUAAUCGAUGUGUGCAAAUGUUAAUCAUAUGUUGCUUAAACAUUCGAAAGAGACAACGAUCAAAAGCUUUUUAUUAGUUUGAAAUCUGACAUGUCAAACAUUCCAUGCUGCUCCAUUUCUGAAGAAAUAAAAGACACUAAUUGA
This is a messenger RNA of Carassius carassius (crucian carp), 2754 nucleotides long. Its product is annotated as homeobox protein Hox-A3a. NCBI's taxonomy places the organism in Eukaryota, Metazoa, Chordata, Actinopteri, Cypriniformes, Cyprinidae. The transcript has 5 exons. The record is from RefSeq and is a predicted model, not a curated record. Gene Ontology annotation, molecular function: DNA-binding transcription factor activity, RNA polymerase II-specific; RNA polymerase II cis-regulatory region sequence-specific DNA binding. Gene Ontology annotation, cellular component: nucleus. Gene Ontology annotation, biological process: regulation of transcription by RNA polymerase II. Bases 815 to 2050 code for a protein of 411 amino acids.